This is a messenger RNA of Lolium rigidum, 849 nucleotides long. Its product is annotated as zinc-finger homeodomain protein 2-like. Gene Ontology annotation, molecular function: DNA-binding transcription factor activity; transcription cis-regulatory region binding. Gene Ontology annotation, biological process: regulation of developmental process; regulation of DNA-templated transcription. Gene Ontology annotation, cellular component: nucleus. The transcript has a single exon. The coding region runs from base 1 to 849 and encodes 282 amino acids. The record is from RefSeq and is a predicted model, not a curated record. Lineage: Eukaryota; Viridiplantae; Streptophyta; Magnoliopsida; Poales; Poaceae.
AUGGACUUCGACGAGCACGAUGAUGACGACGAGAUGGCGCCCAUGCCGGUCAGCUCGAGCUACGAGGUGCCGGUCCAGCUGGGCGGUGGCGGGGUGCCCAAGCCUGGUGGUGACUCUGGAGGAGGAGGGCGCUUAGCCAUAGCCGGGAGCGGCGGCGUUGGAGGCGCAGGCGGUGUCAGGUACCGGGAGUGCCUCAAGAACCACGCCGUGGGCAUCGGCGGGCAUGCCGUGGACGGCUGCGGCGAGUUCAUGGCGGCGGGCGAGGAGGGCUCCAUCGACGCGCUCCGAUGCGCCGCCUGCGGCUGCCACCGCAACUUCCACCGCAAGGAGUCCGACUCCCACACCGGCGCCGAGGCCGCCGGCGUCUCCUCCACCGCCAUCACCGCCUACGGCGCGCUGCCACCGUCGCACCACCAGUUCUCCCCCUACUACCGCAGCCCGGCCGGGUACCUCCAGCACCAGCACCACCACCAGAUGGCCACGGCGGCCGCGGUAGCCGCGGCCGGGCACGCGCACCGCCCGCUGGCUCUCCCCUCCACCUCCUACUCCGAGGCGGACGACGUGUCCGGGAUGCUGAGCCCCAUGGUGAUGGGCUCCAUGCUGGGCAUGCCCUUCGGCUCCGCCGGCCCCUCCGGCUCCGGGUCAGGCUCCGGCAAGAAGCGCUUCCGCACCAGGUUCUCGCAGGAGCAGAAGGACAAGAUGCAGGCCUUCGCGGAGCGGCUCGGGUGGCGCAUCCAGAAGCACGACGAGGCCGCCGUGCAGCAGUUCUGCGAGGAGGUCGGCGUCAAGCGCCACGUGCUCAAGGUCUGGAUGCACAACAACAAGCACACCCUCGGCAAGAAGCCCUGA